Messenger RNA from Drosophila rhopaloa, 6990 nucleotides. RefSeq names its product tiggrin. The record is from RefSeq and is a predicted model, not a curated record. Bases 207 to 6740 code for a protein of 2177 amino acids. Lineage: Eukaryota; Metazoa; Arthropoda; Insecta; Diptera; Drosophilidae. The transcript has 6 exons.
UGCUUGGUGCUGGGCUGUCAGUUUGUGUUUCACAGCGCGACAAGGCAAAACGGUUUCCUCUCGAAUAAACGAAUAUUUGGGAAAUAGCUGUGAGUGAAUCUUGUGUAAAGUAUCUCGAGUCAAAUCCAUUCAAAAGUUAUCUGCGAAAAAUACUUUUCUGGGCAGCCAAAAUUCUAUUUGAAAGUGAAUAGCAGUCGUGUCGCGGCAUGAGGACUCUGGAAGUGCUCACGUUGCUUUUGGCGGCUGCCAUAGGCCAGGGCUACGGCAGUUUUCAGCGGUCCAGUUUUAUAUCCAGCCCGUCAUUAUCCUACGGCGAUGGAAAGUCCCCACAGUUGGUACCACAGCUUAAUCCUUGGGCCUCUGCGCACUUUAACGAAGUGCGAGAGCUGGCUAACCAUCUAAAGCAGAAAUUCAACGUUCUUUCCCAGGGAUCAACUAACUUUGGCUUCACAUCAUCGUGGAGUGCUUCUAUUUUAGAAUUGACCGGAAGGAGCCCCGCCCAACUGGACGUCCUGAGUUCAGAAAUCAGUCAGCAGCUGGUGGCGGACAUGCGUGAAGGCAUUACUAUCUAUAGUACCAUAGCGCAGCCCAACUUCUUUGAAGCGAAGGCCGCAGAGCUGCUUGAACGUUACGCUGGAGGCGAAAGCGCUAGCCUGCAACAGACAGUGGGCCUUGGUCCUUUUCAACCCGUGGACUUAAGUGGAUUCGACGAGGUGAAAAACUUCGCAUAUCCCGCCGAGGUGAAGGUUAUCGGCGGCAAGACCUACGUGGUGCACCGUAACUGCACGGAGGCCACGAGGUUGUCGGGAUACGGAAGCUCGGCCCAACUAAACCAGGAGAUCCUCCGACCUGACCAGACAUCGCUUCCCCUUAGCAGCACUACAACCACGAUUACGCGAAAGAAGACCAUCCAAAACUGGGUAAGGGAGAACAUGGAGCCAAGCGUGGUCGGAUAUAACUCGGUGGUUAACGUGGACGGUAAGUUGGAGAACAACGCCUUUAACCAGAUGGCUUCUGCGUCGCCAGGGGCCAGCUCGACCGUGGAAAUACACAACUUUAACAAAACUAUUACAAUGAAUCUGGACGGAACUAGUUCCAUAGGUGGUUCCGAGUCGCAGCAGCGCUGGCAGGACGGCAAAUUAGUGUUCGAUAAGCAACAGCCCUUUGGUCAUUUAAAAAUUCCGCGAGACGAGGAGUGGAAGCGUGAGGAGCGUGAGAGGCUAUUUUGGUAUCUGACCACGCCGCAAGGACUUGACGACUGGCAACAGCAACAAGAGGAACGCCUUCUGGGCGUUGCUCAGCGCUAUCAGAUAAGUUUGCCCAUGCUAAAGGAUUUCCACCGCCAUGAACUGGAACGCUACCAGGCUCUUCAGGUGCAAUACCAGCCGCAGGUUCAAGACAAAAGCGUAUGGCAGAGGCAGGAGCGCAGUCGUUUAGACUGGUUGAUUCACCAAAACGGCUUUACGACACAGGAUAUAAACCGCUGGCAGAAUGAGAACGAACGCAAGCUUGCCCAGACGGCACAACAGCACGGCAUCAGUCAAAACCAAUUACUGCAGUGGCAGCGCGAGGAGCUGCAACGCUUUUACGUCUACCUGAACCAGGUGAAUGAAUCGCUAUUGCCGCAGGUGCCAUCAGUGACGCAGACCACCUUCCCCACCUCCAGUUCCCUAUCCGAAGAAAACACUAUGGAGCAACAGCGCCUGGUAGAACUAAUUCGACAGCACAACGCCACGAUCGCCGCUCUCCAAAACUCCAUCAAAACCGACCAACAGCGACUGAAGAACCUUUCAAUCAAGUAUCAGGGUGAUAUGCAAAGCCAGACGCAGUGGCUCCGCGGUGAGGUGGCCCGAAUUGGAGGACUUAUUAAGGAUCAAAAUGAACAGGUUACCAAGAUCACUGCUUGGCAGAGCUCGGAACGAAACCGCCUGGAAAACAUUCUUCAGCAACACCGCGGCUCUGUGGGGGAAAUGCAGCAACGGAUGAACCGAGAUCAAAACUAUCUGCAGAAUUUGGCAACGAAGUAUCAAGUGACCGUUGAGGAGCUGGAGAAGUGGCAGUACGAAGAACUGCAGCGCCUUCAAGUGCGAGGACAGCAGCAACUUGAAGAUCACAUCAAGGACUGGCAGGCCAGCGUAAGCACGAACCUGCGCGAUAUCGUGGGUCAAAACCAACUGACCAUUGAGGAGUUCCAGAACUCCAUCAUCAACGACCGCAGUCAUCUAGAGGAAAUGGGGCGCAUCUAUAAGGUCAGGGUGGAGGAGAUCGAACAGUGGAUCAAAAGCGAGCUGAAAAAGUUGCAGUCAGAAGGUUUGCUAAAGGAGGUGGAGCGAGAGUUGAAGAGUUGGCAGCAAAAAGAACGGGAGCGUCUUCAGGCCAUUGUGCAACACAAUUCGUUGACCGUGGAUGAGUUGGAGACUAAGAUCAAGAACGAUCAGGAUCACUUCUUUAAGCUGGCCGACAAGUACAAGAUCAGCGUCGAGGACAUUCAGGACUGGCUAAAGAAAGAGCUCUUGCGUUUGCAGAGUGAGGGACUGGUCAAAGCGGAAACUCUGAAAGACUGGCAGCAGAAUGAGCGCGCCCAGAUCUCGUUGCUGGUUCAGCAGAAUAAAUACUCGCUUGACGAGUUUGAGCGCAAGAUGUUAACUGAUCGAACCCGGUUGCAAGAACUCUCCAACACCUAUAAUGUAAAGGUAUCUGAGAUAGAGCAAUGGAUCAAGUCGGAGGGCGAUCGACUCCAACACGAGGGACAGCUGAGGAUGGAGUCACAGCUGAACAACUGGCAGAAGAUCGAGCGCCAGCGCCUUUUAGACCUUAUCAAUAAGAAUAAUCUGUCCAUCGAAGAGAUUGAGUUAAAGAUUGGAAAGGACCAGACUCACCUCUAUAGCUUGGCCCAACAGCACCAGGUGCACGUAGAGGAGAUCGAGCGGUGGAUUAAGCAGCAGAUCCAAAAGUUGCAGGACCAAGGACUGAUUGAGAUGCAGAAGUUGAAGAACUGGCAGCUGGAGUGGCGCGGCAAUCUCACCAACAUGGUGCAGGACCGCGACUUCACCGUCGAAGAGUUCCACAAGUGGCUUCUUAAGGAUCGCUCCCAGUUACAGAGCCUGGCCAUGCAGCACAACGUGCAGAUCGAGGAAAUUGAACAAUUUGUUAAGAAGGAGGAGCAGCGCUUCAUCGGAAUGGGUCUGUUAAAGCCAAGUGAGAAGCUGACCAAUUGGCAGGAGGUAGAGCGGCUGCACCUAAAGAACCUGGCUCAGCAGCAGUACAAGUCCACUGAGCAACUGGAGGCCCGCCUAAAGCAGGAUCGUGAACUCCUUGAGGGCCUAGCCCGCCAGUACAGCGUCCAGGUAGAGGAGAUCGAGAACUGGAUGAAGCAGGAGCUGGCACGAAUGCGUGAUGAGGGUCAACUUCAGAUAGACAACCUUACCUCUUGGCAGCUAGCGGAGCGCGAGCGUCUAGAAACCCUCAUUAAGCAGAACAAACAAUGGAGCGCCGAGGAGCUCAGAGCUGAGCUGGAGAAGGAUCGUGAACACAUGCAGACAAUGGCAUUCCAGUACCACACCUCAGUCGAGGAGAUCGAGAAGUGGCUUCAUACUGAAAUCGAGCGACUGAAGCAGCAGGGAAAACUCAACAUUGAGCAACUGACUGCCUGGCAGCGUACUGAGCAGCAGCGAAUCCUCUCGCUACUCCACCAACACUCCAACAUAACAUUGGAGCAGUUCCAAGCUAAGGUAAACAACGAUCGCCGUUUUCUAAUAAAGCUCGCUGACCAACACCACGUGCAUAUUGUAGAAGUAGAGAAUUAUGUGAAGCAGGUGAUCGAAGACUUACGCAAAAACGGUCAGUUUGAAAUCGAGCAACUGCAAACAUGGCAGAGAGUUGAGCGCGACUACAUUAAGGGCUUAAUUGCUGAACACAAAAACGCGUUGACUACAGCGGAGUACGAGGAAAAACUUCUGGCAGAUCGCGCUCAUCUAAAGCACCUAGCCGAUCAGUACCGCCUGAACGUGGAACAGAUCGAGGAGUGGAUGAUUGCCGAAUUAAAACGCUUGAGGGGCACUACAGAAGAAUCCCUGAAGAGCCUUAGCGCCUGGCAGGUGUCCGAGCUGGAGCGCCUGCAGAAUCUGGUUAAAGAGCAGAACCACCUGACUUUUGUGGAGUUCGAGAUGGAGCUAAACCAGGAGCGUGAGCGGCUGCAAAAACUGGCUAACCAGUAUUCAGUCAACGUUGUUGAUAUCGAGCGGUGGCUUCGACAUCAGCUGAUCAACCUCCGCACCACGGGUCAGGCAAAGGUGGAGAAUUUAAGCAAGUGGCAGGUAGAUGAGCAGCAGCGUCUAAUAGAACUGUUGCUAAAGAAGCAGCAAGAAAUGCCAUACGAGCAGGUGGAGCGGGAGCUGACCCAGGAUCACGCCCGGCUGCAAAGCCUCUCUCAUACGCACCACGUUGGCAUCAACCAGGUCGACCAAUGGAUGCGGGAGGAACUGCGGCGCUUACAAAGCUCCGGCCUCGUUCAGUUCGAACAGCAGACCCAGUGGCAGCAGAAAAUCAGCAAUGGAUUCAACGACUGGCUGCAGCAGCAGCGCAACGGCGCUAGCUACCAGGAGUUUGUUGAUUUCCUCAAGCGAGACAAGCAGCGCCUGAACGGCAUCGCCUCCGACUAUCAUGUGACUAUCGAACAGGUGGAGAUGUGGGUUCAAAGGGAAGCCGCUCGACUUUCGAUCAUCGGAGUAAUCGAUCGUCCGCAGGACAACGUCAAAUACGAGGAUAUCAGCAAUAUAUGGGUUGGCGACCGGUCUGCCUCCUGGAAAAACGAACUACUGGUCCGUCUUCGAAGCGUUACCCUCCAGCGACCCUUCUCUCGGCAAGAGUUUGAGAGCUACUUGAUCCGAAACAAACCAAUAUUUGAGCAGAUCGCACGUCAGUACCACGUGACUAUCGAAGAUAUUCACUUUUGGCUGCAAAAUAGCGCCAGUAAUGAGGGCCUUGUCACUUCUCCGUGGCAAGAUAAGGAACGGUUACACAUCGAAAAUCUGAUCAACCAGCAACAGCGCAAGCAGCAGAGGUGGACCAUCGAGGAGCUGGAACUCCUUCUGGAAAACGAUCAGAAGCACGUGCAGGACGCCGUUGCCCAGUAUCAUGUGACUGUGGAGGAGCUGAAGGCGUGGUACAAGAACGAGCUUAAUAGACAGUUACAGCAGCGCAGAAUCGACCGCGGUCCAGGCCUCUCGUGGCAGGCUGUUGAAUUAAAACGGAUCUACUCGACCGUCAAAAAUACGGGAAAGAGUCGUCAGCUUCUAGAAAAUCUACUAUUGCGUGAUGUCCACCUCUUAGCCCCUCAGUACCAAGUCAAUAUCGAAGAGCUGCAACUAUUCAUUCAGGAUAAGCUGCGUCGUUUCUCGAACUUGGGUUUAAUUGAGGACAACGAACAGCAGGCCACCAACUGGCACGAUCAGGAGAGAACCCGCCUGCGAAAAGUGGCAGCUAGCGUUGUAAUAACAGAGCAGGAGCUCCUCGAGUUUAUCUCACAUGACACGAGCUUUCAGAAGCAAAUGGCCCAGCUCUAUCAAGUGGGUCUGGAUCAGUUGGCGCCAGUGCAACGCAUCUUUAUCAGAAAAAUGUCGCUCGAGCAGGUGCUGGAGCAGCGCCGCCUAAAUCAUCUAAGCUCUUGGCAGCAGCGGGAGCGAGACCGCCUUUACGAAUUCAUCGGCAACCAAAACAUGACGCAGGCAGAGCUAAUAAGCUGGCAGACCCAGGACUCCCGCUUACUGCAAGACUUCUCACAGAGAUACAAAAUCUCGGAGCAGCAGCUCAAGGACUGGCAAAAGCAGGAGCUAGGGCGCAUCAACCAGUUGGCUCGAUACUACGGCAUGUCUAAUAGCGACCUGCAACAAUUUCGAGAGGGCGAACUGCUCCAUCUGGCCUCCGAGAACCAUCGCAUUCUAAUGUCUACCGCCGAUAUUCAAAAUUGGGAGAAACGGCACCAGUGGUCCCUAAGCCGUUUACAGAAUCGAUACGGUAAACUCGGAGAAGAGUUGGUCACCUGGCGCAGAACCCUUUUCCUACUUAGUCAGGGACUUAUUGACCUUCCGUCGGACAACGGCGGUGGGUACGUGAUAGAUUUAGGAAGCACCAACGCCACUGCUGUCUACAAACCAAUAUUCUCCAAAGACCGCGGUGACCAGCCGCCGCACACUUACGAGGAGACCUUUGUUGAGGGUGACGAACCGGGUCUGGAGGUCGAGAUGACCCGUUCUCGACCUUUACAUGCCUCCCCCAAUGUGAGCACGCCGGUUCCCUACAACAAGGGUGGGCCAGUUGGGGGGUACGAGUACCAGCGUCAGGACUACACUUUCCACGUGCCAGUAGAGACAGCCUCGUCCUCGGCCUCCGCUAGCGGAGGAGCCACCGGAGCCCCAGCCAGUGCCUCCGUAACCAUAGGGAAGUGGAAUCGGUCUGCUGGAGAUGAACCGUUACAACAUGUAGAGGAUCUCGGCCAACAGCAGCAGGUGGAGGAGGUGGAAUGGGUGGAAAAACUGGACGAUCUUGGGCAGCAGAAGCAGGUUGAGGAGCCUUACUGGAACCAGCAGUUGGAGGAUCUGGGGCAGCACCAAGCUGCGAUCGAAGAUCAAUAUUUACCCAAAAGCAAAAACGUGCUCCCGCAACAACAGUCAAAACAGGUUCAGGUAGAAACAACCGCAGAGCCCUCCUUUUGGGAAAAGCUAAAAGGAAAACUUGGCUAAAAAUAAAACUAAACAAGAGCCAUUUAAGGACGGAUUUUGGACAGUUCAACUUAUAGUUACUAAACAAAUUUUUCUACAAAAUGUUUCCAUAAUAAAUAAGCAUUAAAUAAAUGAUAAAAGGGUUGAAUGGUCACAUGUACCGCAACUAAUACUAAAAAAAAUAAGUACUAGAAAACUGCUCUAUAUCAAACAUACUUUUGCUAAUUUUAAAAUUUUAUUGGUUUAAUAAAAUUAAAGUUCUGGAGCUUCA